UAGUCAGUCACUGCAUCAAAAGUGAAAGCUGAAGGUAUUCCUCUUUACCACUGAAGAAAAGUUGAUAAAACAAUUUAGUUUCGCGAUAGAUUCGAUAUGCACUGCACGAGUGUUCAAACGUGAUCAGAAUUUCAUUCUCAAAAUCGAACCUAGAAUAAAUUCGCUUUUGUUUUAUUGUUCCGUAAUAUUUAUUUAUUUUUGUGAACAUCAUGUCUUAUUUUCUCUUGACAGUGGUGUUUUGUUUGUUAUGUUUCUACUUGGACGUUUAUCAUGCUCAAAGCAUAUUCAACAGAUAUAACCUGAUGUCAAGGUUGCAAAUGAAACCUAGGAUCAAAGCGAGAUUACAGGAGAAAUUGAAUCAAUACAGGCAACGAUCUACUGAGACAGUUUGUUACGAUACUGUUGGCUGUUUUGACCUGCCUCACAAAAGAUCACCCUUACAAAAAGUGCCCGAGGAUCCUGAAAUGUUAAGAACAAAGUUUUAUCUCCUGAGGAGAGACAUAAACUUUUCGACUCCACAAAUAAUUCAUUACGAUGAUGACGGAGAAUCGCUGAAAAAUUCUAAAUUCAAUUACUCUCAGCCUUUGAAAAUGAUCAUCCAUGGGUAUAUGAGUAGGUGGAAUGAAAAAGGAGCUCUCAUUGCAUCGAAGGCAUAUUUGGAUUUGUAUGAUUGCAAUAUGAUGGCAGUUGACUGGGGUAUUGGAGCAAGAGGUCCCCAGUAUACCACAGCCGCAGCAAAUACAGAGCUCGUUGGUAGACAAACAGGAAUCCUUCUUUUGAAAAUCAUCAGGAAUGGAAUGGACCCUAAAAAUAUUCAUCUAAUUGGUUUCUCGCUGGGGGCUCAUGUUGCUGGUAGUGCUUCAGAAGUCCUCAAAGCCAGUGGACAUUUAUUAGGAAGAAUAACAGGUCUAGACGCAGCAAGUCCACUUUUCCGGAACAAUCAUCUUCGUGAGAAGCACAAGAAAUUGGAUAGAGACGACGCACAUUUUGUUGAUGUUGUGCACACCGACUCAAGUCCGUUUGCUACUGAUGGUUUUGGUUUAUGGGAGCCCAUCGGCCAUGUAGACUUCUUUCCAAAUGGUGGUCAAGAUCAACCUGGAUGCACAGACACCAGAGGUUCUAUUGUACUAACCAGUUUCGAUAAAACACUUACGAGGGAAAUAGCAUGUAGUCACAUAAGAGCAUGGCAUUUGUUUCAAGAGACACUACUGAAUAAAGUAGCGGGAAAAAACAACAGCUGUGAAUUCAUUUCCUAUAGCUGUCCUGGUGGACUACCUUCUUUCGAAAGAGGACACUGCUUCCCACAUUUAGAUAACCCGAAGAGUAAAUUGUACCUUGAUCCUAGUUAUAGGACAGAAAUAGGAAAAUUGGGCGAAGAUGCAAAGGGUGAAGGUGUAAUGUAUUUGACAACUAGGAGCUCAUCUACAUUUUGUGACGCUGUCACAUCUGGUAUAAUAAAUGUGUUGAAUGAAAAACUGGGAGUUCUUGAGGAAGAAGAAGAAGUGAGUGCCUUGAACGAGGAAAUGCGUCAUUUGAACAUUAGUCACGGUAAUGAGAUAAAAACGCUAACUAACAAGAUUGAACAGCAGGAGAAGAAAAUGUUGGAUAUAUCGAGGGAAUCACCAAAUAAUAUUAUAUGA
Messenger RNA from Coccinella septempunctata (seven-spotted ladybird), 1640 nucleotides. RefSeq names its product pancreatic lipase-related protein 2-like. Gene Ontology annotation, biological process: lipid metabolic process. The record is from RefSeq and is a predicted model, not a curated record. Gene Ontology annotation, molecular function: carboxylic ester hydrolase activity; lipase activity. The transcript is spliced from 7 exons. Bases 210 to 1640 code for a protein of 476 amino acids. Lineage: Eukaryota; Metazoa; Arthropoda; Insecta; Coleoptera; Coccinellidae.